AAGUGAAAGGUCAGAGGUGAAAUAUCUCUCUAUCAAGAUUAAAAUGGCGGCCGACCAGCAGCAGUUUGAGGCUUUGCUGCAGAGCCUACUUAGUACAGAAAAUAAAACACGAUCGCAAGCAGAGGAAGCCUAUGAAGCAAUCACCAUACAGAGUAAACUGCCUCUGUUGUUGACAACAGUAAAGAAUGGAAAUACAGGUGUCGAGGUACGCACUAUGGCGGCAGUGCUGCUACGUCGUUUGUUUACAACGUCAUUUGAAGAUUGGUGGCCUGCAUUACCGGAGGACAUUCGAGGUGUAAUGAAAGAACAGCUCCUGUUGGCUAUUCAAGGCGAGUCCAUGCAGCCAGUCCGUAAGAAAAUCUGUGAUGCCGUGGCAGAGUUUUCUAGAUGUCUAAUAGAUGAAGAGGGUAACAACCAAUGGCCGGAAGUCCUCAAGUUUAUGUUUGACUGUGCCAGCUCUCCUGACCCUGGACUUAAAGAGGGUGCACUUCAUAUUUUCUGCGCUGUGCCUGGCAUAUUUGGUAACCAGCAAUCACACUACAUAGAUGUCAUCAAGCAGAUGUUACACCAGUGUAUACAUGAUCAGGGCAGUCGGGAGGUAAGGUAUGAAGCUAUCCGUGCAGCAACCUCAUUUUUGAUGUCCAAUGAGAAGGAAGAUCACUUGUUAUCUCAUUUCCGUGAUCUACUGCCUGGAAUUGUGGAGGGAGUGACCCAGAGCAUACAACAAGGCACAGACGACAGCAUUCUGAAGUGUUUGAUAGACCUGGCGGAGAACACACCAAAAUACCUGCGCAGUCAGCUGGAGACAUUGUUUGGAUUGUGUCUCAAGGUGAUAUCUGAUGCUAACAUGGAGGACAACUGGAGACAGCUGGCACUAGAGGUCAUUGUCACUCUGUCAGAGACGGCCCCCGCCAUGGUCCGGAAAUAUGAGAAGUUUAUUCCUUUGUUAGUGCCUCAGGUGCUGGCUAUGAUGGUGGACCUGGAGGAAGAAGAAGAUUGGGCCACGUCAGAUGAGGUGGAAGAGGAUGAUAAUGAUAGUAAUGCCAUAGCUGGGGAGAGUGCCCUGGACAGGCUGGCAUGUGGGCUGGGAGGAAAGACCAUGCUGCCACACAUCAUAGCCAAUGUACCACAGAUGUUGAGCAGUCCUGACUGGCGUUACCGUCAUGCAGCACUGAUGGCUAUUUCGGCCUGUGGGGAAGGUUGUCAUAAACAGAUGGAACAGAUGCUGUCGAAUAUCCUAGAGGCUGUUCUGCCAUACACACACGACCAGCACCCCCGGGUCAGGUACGCGGCCUGCAAUGCCCUGGGUCAGCUGUCCACUGAUUUUGGCCCCAUGUUCCAGAAGAAAUUCCAUGCUAAGGUAAUACCUGGUAUAUUGAUGGUGUUGGAUGACACGGCACACCCCCGUGUACAGGCACACGCUGGCGCCGCCCUGGUGAAUUUUAGUGAAGACUGCCCCAAGGGUAUUUUAGUGCCAUACCUGGAUACCAUCAUGGGAAAGUUAGAGCAGGUUCUGAAUGCCAAGUUUAAGGAACUGGUGGAGAAGGGUCAGAAGCUGGUGCUGGAACAGGUUGUCACAACGCUGGCCUCAGUGGCUGACACUGCAGAGGAAAAGUUCAUCAACUACUAUGACAGGUUUAUGCCAUGUUUGAAGUACAUCGUACAGAAUGCCACCAGUGAGGAACUGAGGAUGCUGAGAGGGAAGACCAUAGAAUGUAUCAGUCUCAUUGGUUUAGCUGUGGGGAAGGAAAAGUUCUACCCAGACUGUGGAGAUGUGAUGCAGCUGUUAUUGAAAACACAGACAGACUCAGGAGACUUAGCAGAUGAUGACCCUCAGAUCUCCUACAUGAUCUCAGCCUGGGCCAGGAUGUGUAAGAUCCUAGGGAAGGAGUUUGAACAGUACUUGCCUAUGGUGAUGGGGCCAGUGCUGAAAGCAGCCAGCAUCAAGCCUGAAGUGGCUCUAGUAGAUAGUCAAGACAUGCAGUCCAUGGAGGGGGACAAUGACUGGCAGUUUGUGACUCUAGGAGAUCAGCAAAGUUUUGGUAUCAAGACAGCAGGUCUGGAGGAGAAGGCAACAGCAUGCCAGAUGUUGGUGUGCUACGCCAGAGAGUUGAAAGAAGGAUUCUCUGAAUACACAGAACAAGUGGUGAAAAUUAUGGUGCCCCUGCUCAAAUUUUAUUUCCAUGAUGAUUGUCGGAUAGCUGCGGCGGAGAGUUUGCCGUUCCUGUUAGACUGCGCCAGGAUCCGAGGAGACCAGUACUUGGCGGAGAUGUGGCAGUAUAUCUGCCCGGAGCUGCUGAAAGCAGUGGAGAUGGAACCAGAGAAAGAUAUUCUGGCAGAAGUGAUGCAUUCACUAGCUCAGUGUAUAGAAAAGCUUGGAAAUGGUUGCCUCAAUGACCACCAGAUGUCAGAACUAGUCAGGAUCCUGGACAAAACCAUGAAGGACCACUUUGAAAGGCAGGCAGAGAGGCAAGAGCAAAGAAAAGAUGAAGAUUAUGAUGAUGUAGUGGAGGAAUCAUUAUUAGACGAGGAUGACACAGAUGUGUACGUCCUCACCAAGGUGUCCGACAUUCUUCACGCGUUGUUUGGGACUCACAAGGAGGCCUUUUUACCCGUUUAUGAGCAGCUUCUACCACAUUUUGCUAAGUUAUUGGGACCAGCACAGCCGUGGCCAGAUCGCCAGUGGGCGCUGUGUAUAUGGGAUGAUGUAUUGGAACACACAGGUCCUCACUCUAUCAAGUACCAGGAGUAUUUCCUCAGCCUCAUGCUGGAAUAUAUCAAUGACAAACAAGGUGAAGUUCGCCAGGCAGCAUCUUAUGGCAUCGGCGUGAUGGCACAACAUGGCGGUAGUGGAUAUGCUCAGGCCUGUAGUGAGGCUAUCCCCCGACUGUUAAAAGUUAUCCAGGACCCAGAGGCGCGGUCUGUAGAUAAUAUCAGUCCCACAGAAAAUGCAAUUUCUGCAGUUACAAAAAUAUGCAAAUAUAACCCUGGUAACAUUAACAUAGACGAAAUUAUACCCCAUUGGUUGUCAUGGUUACCAGUCUGGGAGGAUGAAGAAGAGGCUGUCCAUGUUUAUGGAUAUCUGUGUGAUUUAAUAGAAAUGAACCAUCCUUUAGUCCUUGGAGAAAACUCCCAGAAUCUCCCCCGGUUACUGACUGUCAUGGUGGAACCUUUUAGACGAGAAGCCAUUGAUAAAACAAGUGAGCUGGGCGUCAGAAUGUUGAAUAUCCUGAGACAAGUACAGACAAAUGGUGACAUAUUCCAGGCCUGUGUGGGGCAGAUGAGUCCAGAACAGCAAGCCACUCUCAGCCAACUUCUGGCUCAAAGCUAGGAAUGUCCAGUUAGGGUCUGACCCCCGGUCAGGGAUGGCUACCAGAACUUUGUGAAAUAGAUCAACAUUAUUUUUUACCUGGAAGCAUCAGACCACAGUUUGACUUUUAGGAGCCUUCCUCCAGAGUUUUCAGGUAUAAAACCCCAUGAGAACAAGAGGCUGCAUAAAAGAAAAAAGUGGAAAUUUUGGGAACAGGAAAAAUAGGCCACUUC
This is a messenger RNA of Lingula anatina, 3543 nucleotides long. RefSeq names its product importin-5-like. The record is from RefSeq and is a predicted model, not a curated record. NCBI's taxonomy places the organism in Eukaryota, Metazoa, Brachiopoda, Lingulata, Lingulida, Lingulidae. Gene Ontology annotation, biological process: protein import into nucleus.